CACCAUCUGUCGUUCUUUCCUUUCGCUAGCAGUAAAACUAGACUUGCUGCGACGCUGAGCGUAGGCAGCGGUUGGUCAGAGGUUUUGGUUUGUUUGCUUUAGUCACGGCUCUGGGAGGUGCCUGGGGUUUUGUGGCUUCAUACGUGGUUGUUGAAGCUUGUAUGUGAAAUCUGUGAUGCUCCAGACGCAGAGAUUGUAUUGAGAUCUCUCUCGAUGAGCUUCUCCUAGUGCAACACUUGUGAAUGCGGUGGUACCUGGUGAGAUGUCGUGGAAACGCAGGAGCAUUACAAGAGCAGGUGGAGGUCUAUCUGGAUAAUGUAUCUGACUAUGUUUCUCAGUAGUGUAGGUUUCUCAAUUGUAAUUAUGUCUGUAUGGCCAUAUCUCCAAAAGAUUGAUCCGACAGCAGAUGCAAGUUUCUUGGGGUGGAUUAUAGCUUCGUACAGCAUUGGCCAAAUGGCUGCCUCUCCUCUGUUUGGUUUAUGGUCCAACUACAGACCAAGGAGAGAACCUCUUGUUAUUUCAACUGCAAUUUCAGUGGCUGCUAAUUGUCUUUAUGCCUAUGUUCACGUACCUCAUUCACACAACAAAUACUACAUGCUUACUGCACGUGCUCUUGUGGGAUUUGGAGCAGGAAACGUGGCUGUGGUUCGGUCAUACAUUGCGGGUGCCACUUCUCUUACAGAAAGAACAAGUGCCAUGGCCAAUACCAGUGCCUGCCAAGCAGUGGGCUUCAUAUUAGGACCAGUUUUCCAGACUUGUUUUACACUUAUUGGAGAGGAAGGAAUAACAUGGAAAUCAAUUCAUCUUCAGCUGAACAUGUAUACAGCACCAGUUCUAUUUGGUGCUCUUUUAGGAAUUAUUAAUAUUAUACUCAUCUUUGCUAUAUUCAGGGAGCACCGAGUGGAUGACAUGGGACGGCAGUGCAACAGUAUCAAUUGUGAAGGAGAAGAGACUGGUGUUCUGGAUCAGGAUGCAGAAGGAAACAUUGACCAUGUUGCUGUUGUAGCACUAAAUUUUCUUUUCUUUGUCAUCUUGUUUGUCUUUGCAGUCUUUGAAACCAUAGCUACUCCACUGACGAUGGAUAUGUAUUCCUGGACCAGGGAAAAGGCUGUUUUUUAUAAUGGAAUAAUCCUUAGUGCGAUUGGCGUUGAAUCAGUUAUUGUUUUCAUGGUGGUGAAAAUGCUGUCUAAAAAGACAGGUGAACGUGCCAUACUCCAUGGAGGCUUACUGAUUGUCUUAAUUGGAUUCUUUAUCUUACUGCCUUGGGGGAAAAAACUACCAAAUAUCCAGUGGCAAGCGAUAAAGAACAAUUCCAUUCCCCAAACAACCCCCACUGAAAUGGUGAUGCCUUUCUGGAAUUUGCAAGCAAUGCAGCUUCCAUCCAACCACUCUGAACCCGCAGGCUGCCCCAUCACGCAGUCGUGGUGCCUGAAUACUCCCAUGAUCUAUCUGGCUCAGUAUAUCAGCUCUGACAUACUAAUAGGAUUGGGCUAUCCAGUUUGUAACGUUAUGUCCUACACUUUAUACUCAAAAAUUCUAGGCCCAAAACCUCAGGGUGUCUACAUGGGAUGGUUAACUGCUUCUGGAAGUGGAGCACGCAUACUUGGACCGGUUUUUGUGAGCCAAAUAUACACUCACUUGGGACCACGCUGGGCAUUUAGCUUAAUAUGUGGAGUGGUUGUAGUCUCUCUGUUAGUCUUGGAAAUAGUAUACAAGAGACUUAUUGCAUUUUCUGUCAGAUUUGGAAGGAUGCAAGAAGAGAGGAGUUAAAUACAUAAGCAAUGAGAAUACAAAAACAAUUUUAAAAAUAACAAUCCAUUGCUACUUUUUAACGUGGAGUGCCUAACCACUGACCUUGUUGGAUGUGUGAUAAGAACUGUACAUAGGUACUGAUGCAUUGACAGAUUUCAAUUCAUCACAUCCUAGCACAUGGUUGUACCGCUGCAGUAGAGCUUUUUGUAUUCUGCUUUUCUAGCAGUAGAGGAAGGAUGUGAAUGAGUUGAAUCAAUACAAAGGCACAUUUGAAAUGCUCACAUGCACACCAAGUACAACAAUGAAGGUCACAGGUUAAGAAUGUCCCUUUCAGGAAGCAGUGUAUCUUGAUUCUGUGAAUCGGGAUUAGUAACUCUUCUAACUACGAGAUUAGUUAAGCUGCAAGCACUUUGUACAGAAAAAUCACUACGUAAAUUAUACUACUGGAUGCUGGUUUGCUAGCUUCUGAGCAUUGGUUCAUAUGAAAUGUCUUACUUGGAACUCUUUAUUGGCAAUGCAAGGACUUGAAGUGUGACAACUGUAGAGGAAACAGGUGCCUACUUCACAAAAAUAGGUGGGAUUUAGCUAUUUAAGUUGGUUAGGAGCCAUUGAAAAAUCCAUCUUGGUGACUUACUUGAACUAUAGUAAUUAAUACACUGUUUUGGUACUGUUGUGUUGAAUGCCUUUUUAUAGCAAGGGUAACCUGCACAGAGAAGAGUAUACAUAGCUUUUCAUAACCUUACUCUCUAAGAAGGAAUUACUAAGCAUAAUAGUGUACACUUCCAUUGUUGGCAAUGAAACUGUGCACUGUGCCACCACUGAGUGAUCAGUCUGAACUAAUGCUAAUUAAGGAAAAAGGAAGAAACUGAUGGUUCUUUAGAUGUUGACUAUUUUCUGUAGACUUAUUUUCUGAUGAUGUAGUGCAAGAAACAGGUUUACCUUUGAAUCAAUUAUUUUUACUUCAAAAAGUGAAUUAUUUUUCAUUCUUAACAGGGCCUAAGUUAAUCUGUAUGUGUUCACUUGCUGUUUCAGUCCUACUGGGGAAGAAAAACCUGAAAUAAAUGCAGUAAAUACAAGUUGUAGUAGGUAUGUUAAACAGCAGCUAUCUGAUGUUUUCUUACUAUAUUAAAUGUAAUAAAGUAAUCUUACUUAACUGCUAAAGCACUGAAUGACUACAGAAUUAAAAGAUGAUUAUUUCAAUA
Molecule: messenger RNA, 2954 nt
Organism: Lagopus leucura (white-tailed ptarmigan)
Lineage: Eukaryota; Metazoa; Chordata; Aves; Galliformes; Phasianidae
Gene: MFSD8
Product: major facilitator superfamily domain containing 8
Exons: 12
Coding region: 316-1770 (484 amino acids)
Biological process (GO): transmembrane transport
Cellular component (GO): lysosomal membrane
Molecular function (GO): transmembrane transporter activity
Source: RefSeq, a predicted model, not a curated record